This is a messenger RNA of Exophiala aquamarina CBS 119918, 1455 nucleotides long. RefSeq lists its product as uncharacterized. Gene Ontology annotation, biological process: regulation of DNA-templated transcription. Gene Ontology annotation, molecular function: zinc ion binding; DNA-binding transcription factor activity, RNA polymerase II-specific. The annotation marks the transcript as partial. The record is from RefSeq and is a predicted model, not a curated record. Lineage: Eukaryota; Fungi; Ascomycota; Eurotiomycetes; Chaetothyriales; Herpotrichiellaceae. The transcript has 2 exons.
CUGAAUGACCGAGAGCAUCAUGUGCGAUCAACUGACCCCAAAGUGCGCUCCGCCUGCGAUAGAUGCCGGAAUCAAAAGCUCAAGUGCGACCAGGCCACAACAUCGAGUGGCACUGGCAAAUGUAGCCGUUGUGUGAAGUCAAAUACUGAGUGUUCAACAAGUGCACCGCGACCAUCAGGGAGACCGUCUCGCCAGCAACAACGAAAACAAAUCAAAUCAAGGAAGCCCGACCAGCUCUGGGGUUUUGAGAAUACACCUCUACAGAAUGAUGACCCGACACCUCUUUCGACAACUGUCACAACGCUUUCCGUGCCAUUUGAAGAAUCAGCCAUGCAAUUUGAUAUCUUUGAUGACUCAAUGUUCGCAUCAUUUACGGCUGAAGACUUCUCUUUCAGCCAUACACUCCCCACCGCGAACAAAGAACUUUCUAGUACUUUUUGGGAUGGGACACGCCAAAACAUUGUCUCUGAUAUGCCCACAUCAGAGUUGGAUCUUUAUACUGAUGGUGUGACCGACCAUUGGUCCAGAAAAGGUCUUCAGCCGCAUCUGUUGAUUAGCAGAGACAGGUCGUAUCAUCUGAAGACACUUGCAGAACUCAACUCGACCCUUUUCCAGCAUUUAUCUGUGAUUGAUAAACUUGUGUACGGUGAUUGUUGCAAGGUUGAUCCCAAUCUCGGUGUCAAAACUAUGCUCAAUUUCUUGCAAGAGUUUGCAAAAAUCAUAAGCUACUUCCUGAUGUUCUCCCCAAUCACUUCUGCCCCUCGCCUAACCUCAUCUUUCGAUGCUUCUAAUGAGGAUGAGAUGGGCUCUAAUGAUUCCGAUGUUGAUUUCGAGGAACGAACAUUUAUACAACAUGAUACAGAUGGCUGCCAGGCUGACCUUGACAACGACGCCUCUUUCAACUCGGAAAAGACCGCAAGAAAUACUGGUACGGCGAAUGGACCAUUAAUAGACUAUCCUACCAUUCUGGCACUUACUACCUGCUAUGUUUCUCUGAUCCGGCUGCACAGAACCGCUUUCAAUAGGAUCCGGCUAUCUCUUCAGGUUGCGUCUAAAAAGAAAGUUGUGCCUCAAUACAAAGACUUGCCACCUCUACUCCCAGGCCUAGACCUAGCCGGCUAUCCACUCGGUAUGAACCGUUCUAUUCAGAUAACGGUUUUCAUGCACGUCGUUUUGGACCUUUUCUGGCGUGCCGAGAAGGGAAUUACCGCCAUUGCAGCAGCAGAGCGUAAUGGCAUUGCCACAUCCACAAGUGGACACAUGGAACUGCUGAAAACGAUGUUAAAACAAGAAGCCGCCACAGCAGGGCGUUCGACACAAAUGGUCAAGGACAAAGCUGUCGGUCGAAAUUCCCUGAAGACACUGGCGAGGGAAAUACGUGCAUUGUGUAGGGGCCAUGUUUGCCUCCAGCUUGAGGAGUCGACUGUCGCGACGGAGACGUUUAGUGCAAAUUUC